UUGCGCAGCCCAUGACCUGUCAUAUGGAAACUGGAAAGCACCGAAAUUUCCUCCUCCCUCGCAGUCCAACAGACAGUCAUAACCACUCAUAAAGUCAUGUCACUCAUAACAAACCAAUCUCUCUCUCUCUCUCUCUCAAACAAAACAAUUGCAAACCCAAAAUGAGAGUCUUGAUUAUCGUCCUCCUCCUCACUCUCAUCACCGUGAACCAGCACGGCUCAGCCGUCAACGGCGGAGACUUCACCGGCGACUACUCGAAACUCUCCGGUAUCAUAAUCCCAGGCUUCGCUUCCACACAGCUCCGCGCUUGGUCCAUCCUCGACUGCCCUUACUCUCCUCUCGACUUCAACCCACUCGACUUGGUCUGGCUCGACACCACCAAACUUCUUUCUGCUGUGAAUUGUUGGCUUAAGUGCAUGAUAUUGGAUCCUUACAAUCAAACAGAUCAUCCAGAAUGCAGGUCUCGGCCAGAUAGUGGCCUUUCUGCAAUCACUGAACUUGAUCCAGGUUAUAUAACAGGUCCUCUCUCUUCAGUGUGGAAAGAGUGGAUUAAGUGGUGUAUCGAGUUUGGUAUAGAGGCCAAUGCAAUCAUUGCUGUUCCAUAUGAUUGGAGAUUGUCACCAUCAAAGCUUGAGGAGCGAGAUCUUUACUUUCACAAGCUAAAAUUGACAUUUGAAACUGCCCUGAAACUUCGUGGAGGUCCCUCACUUGUCUUUGCCCAUUCUUUGGGUAAUAACGUCUUUCGUUAUUUUUUGGAGUGGUUAAAGCUAGAAAUUGCACCAAAACAUUAUUUCCAGUGGCUGGAUGAACACAUUCAUGCGUAUUUUGCUGUUGGGGCUCCUCUUCUUGGUUCAAUUGAGACUGUAAAAGCAUCACUUUCUGGACUUUCAUAUGGUCUUCCUAUUUCUGAGGGGACAGCUAGAUUGAUGUUCAAUUCAUUUGCUUCUUCAAUAUGGAUGUUGCCAUUUUCAAAGAAUUGUAGGGCAGAUAAUGCAUAUUGGAAGCACUUCUCUGGUGGGAGCAGGCAUGGUCAUCACAUGUAUCACUGUGAAGAGCAGGAAUUCCGGUCAAACUUCUCUGGGUUCCCAACAAAUAUAAUCAAUAUUGAAAUCCCAUCCAUUCGUCGAUUCGAUGCCUAUCCAUCAGUUGCAGAAGUGGCUGAGGCCAACUUAUCUAGCAUGGAAUGUGGACUGCCAACUCAGUUAUCAUUCUCUGCUCGUGAAAUAUCAGACGGGACCUUUUUCAAAGCAAUUGAGGAUUAUGAUCCGGAUAGCAAGAGGCUCUUGUACCAAUUAGAGAAGUAUCAUAGUGAUCCUAUUUUAAAUCCACUUACACCUUGGGACAGACCACCUAUAAAAAAUGUAUUUUGUAUCUAUGGAUUAGAUUCGAAGACUGAGGUUGGUUAUUAUUUUGCUCCGAGUGGCAAGCCUUACCCUGAUAAUUGGAUCAUUACAGAUGUCAUCUUUGAGGUUGAAGGAUCUCUAUUCUCAAGGUCAGGGGAUCUGGUUGAAGGGAAUCCAGGAGCCGCAAGUGGGGAUGAUACAGUACCAUACAAUUCCCUCUCUUUUUGCAAGAAUUGGCUUGGAUCAAAAGUGAACAUAACAAGGACUCCUCAGCCUGAGCAUGAUGGGUCCGAUGUACAAGUGGAAUUGAAUGUAGAACAUCAUCAUGGAGAAGACAUUGUUCCCAACAUGACAAGGUCACCUAGGGUUAAAUACAUAACCUUUUAUGAAGAUUCUGAAAGUAUUCCUGGAAAGAGGACAGCAGUUUGGGAGCUUGACAAAGCAAGUCACAGGAACAUAGUUAGACACCCAGUUCUAAUGAGGGAGUUGUGGCUUCAGAUGUGGCAUGAUAUCCAUCCUGAUGCAAAAUCUAGAUUUGUAACAAAAGCUAAGCGUGGACCUCUUAGGGAUGAGGACUGUUUUUGGGACUAUGGGAAAGCUCGGUGUGCGUGGCCUGAGUACUGUGAAUAUAGGUACAUUUUUGGGGAUGUUCACCUAGGGCAGAGCUGUAGAUUAAAGAACUCUUCAGCUGAUCUGCCAUUGCAUUAUCUAUAGAUUAGAAGGUGCUGGCAAUGGCGCAUACAUAUGAGAGGUCUAGUCUCUUGUAAAUUACAAUUCAUCCAGUUCAGCAUCUAGAAUCUUCACAAUGUUUGAUGGCCUUUAUCUCUGUUGCAACUCUCACUUGCUGUUUGGCCUCAUCCUUCAGUCCAUCUUGCAACCAAGGAUAACUCUGUCAGAUCUGCUUUGAAUUGCAGCCUAACCCUCCUUUAUUCUUGCUUCCAGUAUCUUAUUUUCUCCAAGGAGCGUAUUGUAAGCAAAGUCUUUCUAAGCCAUCACAACAGUGAAGCAGAGUUUUGUUCUUCAAAGACAUUCAUUAACACAGUUUAGAAUUUAGAUGUAAUAAGCUUUUGAAGAGUGCAUUUUUUUUUUUUUUUUUUUUUUUACCGAGUACGAGUCUGAUGCAGAGAAGUAUACAAUCUCAACCUUGAGCAAUGUUGGCAGGCAUUCUAAGAAGUACCUAGCCAGGCUAAGCAAGAUAUCUAUGAGGGUUGAUCGAUUAGAAUAGGAGGAUAAACAUGCAUACUUUGACUCAACAAUCAUAAUAAAGACUGCUUUGAUUCCUUUUUUAUUCC
This is a messenger RNA of Quercus lobata, 2635 nucleotides long. It is a transcript of the gene PSAT1, whose product is annotated as phospholipid sterol acyl transferase 1. The coding region runs from base 162 to 2057 and encodes 631 amino acids. The record is from RefSeq and is a predicted model, not a curated record. Gene Ontology annotation, biological process: lipid metabolic process. Lineage: Eukaryota; Viridiplantae; Streptophyta; Magnoliopsida; Fagales; Fagaceae. The transcript is spliced from 16 exons.